Messenger RNA from Corythoichthys intestinalis (scribbled pipefish), 2474 nucleotides. RefSeq lists its product as uncharacterized. The record is from RefSeq and is a predicted model, not a curated record. Bases 212 to 1027 code for a protein of 271 amino acids. Gene Ontology annotation, molecular function: RNA polymerase II general transcription initiation factor activity; DNA binding. The transcript is spliced from 6 exons. NCBI's taxonomy places the organism in Eukaryota, Metazoa, Chordata, Actinopteri, Syngnathiformes, Syngnathidae. Gene Ontology annotation, biological process: DNA-templated transcription initiation.
GAGACGUCAAACUCUUUGAAACGGUCAACUUUAAUUCGUGGUCGUGGGGAGGCUGGGGAGUCGAUUUAAAAAUAUACAGGCUUGUGGACUCUACUGCUUUCUUCUCCUUCCCUGCAGAGAGCCACACAGAUCGCCUGGCUUCUAAAAGAGUUCGCCGUCUGUCCUUUCCCUAGAGUUUCGUGUCGUGCGUGUACUGUUUUUGGGGGGAAGGAUGUUUCUGGCGGUGGAAAGCCGACAGCUGUCCGAGAACGACCGCAGGAUUUUGGCCAUGCAGGCGCUGUGCAGGAACCCCGACCCGAUGGCCUCCUUCCUCCCGGUGGUGGUGGAAUCCCCGCUGCUUCUGCCCCCGCAGCCGCCGUCUCUUCCAGGGCCGCUCACUCUCCCUGGGCCGCUCACUCUCCCUGGGCAGCCCUCUCUUCCUCUUCCAGCUGCAUCCUCCUCAUCCUCCUCCACAGCCACGCGCAGGCCCGCCGGCCGCUGGCCCGCAAAGCCCCGCACCGGCCCGCAGAUUCAGAACGUGACGUCUUCGGUGAAACUGGGGUGUGAUCUGGAUUUGGAGUUCAUAGCUCGGAACUCGUGGAACGUGCAGCACCUGUCGACGGUCUUCAAGUCACUAGUCAUGAAGAUCCGCAAGCCCCAGACCACAGCCAGAAUCUUCCAGUCUGGAAUCCUUUUCUGCACAGGAGCCAAGAGCGAGAACGAGUCUCGCGUGGCUGCCAGGAAGUUUGCCUUUAAAAUCCUGAAGCUGGGCUACCCGGCACGCUUCCUGGACUUCAAGGUGCUCAACAUCGGCGGAACUUGCAAAACGUUCCCGAUCAACCUGGAGGAUCUGUUCUUGGCCCACCAAGACCACUGCAGUUACGAACCGGAGCUGUUUCCUGCGCUGCAGUACAACUUCCGACCCGGUAUGACAGCAUCCAUCUUCUCGUCUGGCUCUGUCUCGUUGGUUGGGGCUAAAACAGAGGAUGAAUUCUUCAGUGCGUUUCGCACCCUGGAUGCCAUCUUAACCAAUUUCAAAAGGACGUGAAGCCCCACAGGUGCUGUCAUGCAGCUUUAGCCACAUGACCCGUCCCUUUGACUUGAGAUAAAUACAUAUAAUAUAUAGAUAGAAUUACAUCAUACAUCAUGAUACCAACAAUAGCUUGACCCGUAUUGAUAAUUUUGCUGUCAUCACGUCAACAAUCAAACUGGAGCAAACUUUGAUUGAAUAAAGUGUUGCUUUGAUUCUAAUUAGUAUUUUAGCUUGAAUGUUCAUCGACAUGUACAAGUUGCAUUGUGACUGUUGUAGAACUGCAUUUAAAUGAAAUAAAAAAAAUAAUGUAAAAUAUGUACUUUGUUGAAUCGCCACUAGAUGUCACAAGAUUACAGCAAAAAUUACUUAUACCAGCAGGGUUACGUGUCAAUCAUAACAUAAACAUGGAUAUCAUGUUUUAAUAAAAACUUCUGCAGUUUAGAUACACGUUUUUACCUUAUAAAAAAUAUCCCCAUGUGAUGUCCAAUCUGUGUUUUCCAAAUUCCAAUGUGGGCCUUCAACUCAAAAGUUAGAAUGAAAAACACUGUAAAAUUGAAUUGCGUGCUCAAUGUUUACUUUGGCUGUUUUAAAUGCCAAAACCACUUUUUUCCAUGAUGCCAAAUGUUGAAUCAAACGUCUUUGCUAACUCUCCUAGGGAUCACAAAAAAUUAAGAUUUGCUUUCAUUUUGUCAUGAUCACAAACGAAAAAGGCCUGCGAGAGAAAAGCCGUGCAGAAGUCAGUAUACAACCCCCUCCCCAAACCAUCUGUUGUUCAUGUAGCCUCCACUGAGACCCGGAACUGGAUCCGGGAAGGAAGCCAUUGAGCACUCGGAUGCACAUCACAGCCUCUGCAGAGGAUCGUCAAUCUUAUAUGGAAGGAUCAUCAAGGGUCUACCGCUCACUAGACACUUGAUAAUACCUAAGAUAAUGUCAAUAAUCCAUUUCCUAAUGCUGUCCAGCUCGGAUUUUUUACAUCCAUUCAAAAAUGAGAUAAUUUGCCGGAUGACACAAAAAGACAUCGGUCAUAACCAUUCAUUCUCAUGGCAGUGUCAUUUCAUAAUUAUGAUGGUCAAGGGCGUAGAUUUGCAUAGGGACAGUAGGGACAAAACACUAUCAACUUUUCAGGUUGCUCAAAUUGUUCCCACCAACUUUUAAUCAACCUUAUUUGUGUUAUAUAAUGACUUCAGUUAUAUAGGUCAUUCAGAUUGUCUUCCCAUAUGUUUUAAUUGUUGUAAUUGACCCCACCAUUACUAAAGUUUUUUCAUUUUGUUCAGACUUACAUGUACCGCUUUUCCCUUGCUGAAUGUGCCGAUCCAUUUUUUCCCGUUCUAAACGCACAUUUGAUUGGCUGAUUAAUUGACCCACCCCCGCCACCACCACACAUUAUAUAUUAGAGAUAUUAGGGAUAUUAGAAGUUUGUUUUUUUUUCCCAGCCAGCAGCAGCCACUGCAAGAAAUGUAAA